Spinacia oleracea (spinach) is the source of this 795-nucleotide messenger RNA. RefSeq lists its product as uncharacterized. Lineage: Eukaryota; Viridiplantae; Streptophyta; Magnoliopsida; Caryophyllales; Amaranthaceae. The transcript is spliced from 2 exons. The record is from RefSeq and is a predicted model, not a curated record. The coding region runs from base 194 to 634 and encodes 146 amino acids.
AUCAUUUCAGAUUUAAGGUAAUUAGUUUUUUUAGAAAAACAUUACCGAACAUGAAAAAAAAAUCGAAACUAAACAAAAAUAAAAGAGAAGAGUGAAUACUCCGCCGCGACUCUCCUCCUUGGCCGCUGCCGCUCUGCUUCCGUGCUUCGCACCUUCGGACAGUUGAUUGAUAAUUUACUGCGUUGUAAAAAAAAUGCCUAAAAAGAAGCCCGUAAAGGUAUCCACUGCUUCAAAUGAUAAAUCCAAUGCUGCACAAGAAAAACCAUCUAAUAGUUCAAAAAAGGCCGUAAAGGUAUCCACUGCUUCAAAUGAUAAAUCCAAUGCUGCACGAGAAAAACCAUCUACGAGUUCAAAAAAGGCCGAUGAAAUUGAUGAUAUCUUUGCUAGCCUAAAGAGGAAGAAGUCUGAGCAAGAAAAGGCAGAAAAAAGUAGCAACAAAAAUGAAAAGCCACUGAAGAUAAAGAAAAAGCUGAAGCGUAGCCUAAAAGAAAACGAAGCUUUGAACCCUGAUUCGAAGCCUAGAAGGAGAACAAACGACGGCCUUGUUAUCUACUCAGAAGAAGAACUGAAGGUUAAUAGUCAAGAAGGUGGUAACACUGGACUUUGCCCUUUUGAUUGUUCUUGUUGCUUUUAAGAUGGUGAUUUUGGAAACUUUGAUUUAUGAUUCUACUUUUCAACCAUGGCAAUGUAAUCUAGUUUUUUAUUUUUUUGCUUGUACAAGCGAUUUUGAUCAUGGGAUUAUUUGGCAUUUUACCUGGUUUUAGUUAUUGAUUCAAAAUGCUAGUUUAGGUGACA